Molecule: messenger RNA, 2659 nt
Organism: Falco peregrinus (peregrine falcon)
Lineage: Eukaryota; Metazoa; Chordata; Aves; Falconiformes; Falconidae
Gene: CTSA
Product: cathepsin A
Exons: 18
Coding region: 485-2041 (518 amino acids)
Biological process (GO): proteolysis
Molecular function (GO): serine-type carboxypeptidase activity
Source: RefSeq, a predicted model, not a curated record
GCAGCGUGGGUGCAAUUAGCUGCGGCUGGUUCUUUUCUCAGAUUUUAAAUGAGAGGUGACUCAGGUGCAGCCUCUGGGCCUUGGUUCAAUCGCUGUCCAAGAGCCAAACCAGAGAACACCCUAGGGCAUCGUGCUGGGCCAGAGUGGAGCCACAGACCCCAGCCAGGGACAGAGCCGCACUGAGACUGAUUUUUAAACCCUACGGAAGUGUUGCAGAAACCAGAGCUCCUGCAAUCUUAGCCGAGGGGAGGAAGCCAGACUGCAUCUCUGCAGCGGUGCCUGUGCCAGCUGCAGUGCUUGCGGGACCCGUGGCCACGGUGGCCGCGGUGGGAGGGAGCAGCUUUCCCAGAGGUCAUCCAGGAUGUGGCUGUAACGCCCAGGCCUGCUGCGGCCCACCAGCGUGUCGCGGGGGAUCCUCACCUGCUCGAUCAGCAGAAAGGGCUCCCAGGGGGGACCCCGUGCCCGCACCUCCUCCCCAUCCACCAUGACGCGGUUGUGGCUCCGGGUGAUGGCAAACACCCAGGUGUCCCCCAUGUUGACCAGGAAGAUCUGCCCGGGUGCCAGUGGCUCCUGGCUGAAGCAGAGCCCGUUGGCGAAGCUCUCCACCCGCGUGGCCCGCAUGGGGCCGGUGCCGCUGUCCGUGCUGCUGCUGCUGGGGCUGGGGCUGAGCCGGGCCGCCCCCCGGGGCCACGAGGUGACGUUCCUGCCGGGGCUGGCCAAGCAGCCCUCCUUCCGGCACUUCUCGGGCUACCUCUGCGCCGGGCCAGGCCAGCAUCUGCACUACUGGUUUGUGGAGGCCCAGAGCAACCCCCAGAGCAGCCCCCUGGUGCUGUGGCUGAACGGGGGUCCCGGCUGCAGCUCCAUGGAGGGCUUCCUGAAGGAGCACGGCCCCUUCCUGAUCCAGCCCGACGGGGUCACGCUGAAGUAUAACGACUAUGCCUGGAACAAGAUUGCCAAUAUGCUCUACCUGGAGUCCCCCCCCGGCGUCGGCUUCUCGUAUGCCGAGGACAAGAAGUAUGCCACGAACGACACUGAGGUUGCUCGCAACAACUACCUGGCGCUGAAGGAUUUCCUCCGGCUCUUCCCAGAGUACUCCAAGAAUGAUCUCUUCCUCACGGGGGAGAGCUAUGGUGGGGUCUACAUCCCCACACUAGCGGAGUGGGUGAUGCAGGACCCCAGCCUCAACCUGAAGGGAAUCGCUGUGGGAAAUGGCCUCUCAUCCUAUGAGAUUAACGACAACUCCCUGGUUUACUUUGCCUAUUACCAUGGUCUGCUGGGGACUGAGCUGUGGAGAGAGUUGCAGGCCUUCUGCUGCUCCCAAGGGAAGUGCAACUUCCACGACAACUCCAACUUGAACUGCACACUCAAGAUGGAGGAGAUGAUUCAUAUUGUAGAGGAGUCAGGCCUCAACAUCUACAACCUCUACGCCCCGUGUGAUGGCGGUGUCCCUGGGAGCAUGAGGUAUGAGGGUGGCUAUCUCAUCACACAUGACCUGGGCAACUCCUUCAUCCGGAUGCCGAUGAGGUUCUCCUGGCGGCAGAACCUGUUCCGGAUGCCAGUAGCCCGAAAGAAGGUCCGGAUGGACCCGCCCUGCACCAACUCCACAGCCCUCAGCACAUAUCUGAACUCCCCAGAGGUGAGGAAGGCUCUCCACAUCUCCCCCGAUGCUCCGGAGUGGCAGGUGUGCAGCUUUGAGGUGAACCGCAGCUACAAGCGCCUGUACAUGCAGAUGAACGACCAGUACCUGAAGCUGCUUGGAGCCACGAAAUACCGGAUCCUGGUGUACAAUGGGGAUGUCGAUAUGGCCUGCAACUUCCUUGGGGAUGAGUGGUUUGUGGACUCCCUGUGCCAGAAGGUGCAGGUGGCUCGCCGGCCCUGGCUCUACACUGAAGGAGGCGAGAACCAGAUUGGGGGCUUCGUGAAGGAAUUCACCAACAUCGCCUUCCUCACUGUGAAGGGAGCUGGCCACAUGGUGCCCACAGACCGGCCCCUCUCUGCCUUCACCAUGUUCAGCCGCUUCAUUAAGAACGAGCCUUACUAGGAGCUGUGGAGGCAGUGCCUGGCAUCCCAGCUGCCCUCACCACCCGGCAGCUCCUGCACAGCCCGUCCUUACUACUGCUCCGCUGUGCCUGGGCUCCCUGCACCAUGAAACCACUCACUCCUGCAGCUGGUGGGGCUCCCCCGGCCCCAAGCCCUGCAGGAUGGUGCCCAGCUGGACAGGGUGGAUGAUGGGGCUGCCUGCAAGUGGGUGUGGGGGGCCCAGGGUUGGGGUGAAGAAGCUAUCUUUGCUGGGUGAGAAGUUAUGCCCCUGCUGCAGCCGCCUCCUUGCUUGUGGCUUCCUGUCUCGCCUCCUCCCUGUCUGGAGAUGCAGCUGCUUCCCUCCUGGGAAGGGACCACUUCCCCUCUACCCCGCAGCCCCCGCACGCACACAGCCCUGGGCAGGCUCUGAGCCAGCUGCCCCUUGCUAGGAAAGCACAGUUCACAUGGUGGCUGGGGGCAGCUGGGCACUGCUCCUGCUGGGGCCUUCUCCUCCCUUCCAAACUGUUCCCACAUCUCGUCCUGCUGAAGGAGGCUUUACUGUGAAGACAAUCCCACCACCUGCUCACUGCCUGGGGUAUGCAGUGCUUCUGGGAACUUGCAAUAAACUCUCCGAACAAGG